Messenger RNA from Magnolia sinica, 5737 nucleotides. Its product is annotated as protein PHYLLO, chloroplastic. The transcript has 28 exons. Gene Ontology annotation, molecular function: thiamine pyrophosphate binding; 2-succinyl-5-enolpyruvyl-6-hydroxy-3-cyclohexene-1-carboxylic-acid synthase activity; 2-succinyl-6-hydroxy-2,4-cyclohexadiene-1-carboxylate synthase activity. Gene Ontology annotation, biological process: amino acid catabolic process; menaquinone biosynthetic process. Lineage: Eukaryota; Viridiplantae; Streptophyta; Magnoliopsida; Magnoliales; Magnoliaceae. The record is from RefSeq and is a predicted model, not a curated record. Bases 79 to 5250 code for a protein of 1723 amino acids.
ACGAAACCGGGAAAGAGUCGCUUUUUAAAGCUGUUCCAGUCGUCUAUGACGGAGAGAGAGAGAUAGAGCUAGCCGAAAAUGAAGGUGGGAUCGAAUCUCUUGCACAAUCCUCCUCCGGCAAUCUCAGCCGUCCGUCAACUUCCCACUUUCAUUAGACCCUCCUCCUUCUGUACUGCGCGUUCAUUCCCCACGUCCGGCCAUCUCCACCGUCUCCGCUCCCGUUCGAAUCCUAAUUUCAAGAUCUUAGGGGCAAAUGGAAGAGCUGGGAUGGAAUGCAGUACUGAUACAUUGCCAGGAAUGGAGGAUUCUGAUUUACCUGUUGAGCUCUGCCAGACAUACACUCUGCCUCCGGCUCUCACGCUUGAAGAUGCCGCCAAUCAGAUCAAACAGGAAAUCGAGAAGUUGAAGUUGAAGCCUCCUCAUUCCUCAAGUGGUGUGUUGAGAUUUCAGGUCCCAGUCCCUGCAAGUGUAAAAGCUCUGGAUUGGUUACGCUGUCAACCUCAGUCUUUGGAAGCAUUUCCUCAGUUUUAUCUCUCGGGAAAUCAGUGUGAGAAAACACCUUACGAAUCAGUUUCAUUGGAGGAAAAGCAUGGAGUUUCUGGAAUUGGCUCUGUGCUUCACUUUACGGGUUCUUCUUAUACCUUGAAAGGGCGUGAUUCAAUAAAAAGAUAUCUUUCAGCUUCUUCACCUCUGAUAAGGGCUUAUGGGUUCAUAGGUAUCAAUUACAGCUCGGAAUCAUCUUCCAUGAAGCAUGAGACUGAUUCAUUCUAUUUUUUUAUUCCACAGAUUGAGCUGGAGGAGUUUGAGACCAAUUCUCUCCUGGCUGCAACAUUGGUGUGGGAUGACUCCUUUCGUACAUUUAAGAAAGCAGUUCAUUCUUUUGAGUUGUCUUUCCAUCAGGCAAUCUAUCAUGUUUGGCCAACCAGAGAGUAUUGCCAUGACAAGUGGAUAAGCUAUGUUCAGGAGAAGUCUGAUUUGGAAGUCCAAACUGCUCAGAUGGUAUGCCUGAAUGCACAUUCCUCUGGAAAAGAUAUUGGUGCUAGCCACUUGCAACUGGAAGGAUCUCCAAUUUCUUUUCCAUUUUAUUUCAGACUCUCAGCAACAACUGCCUUUACCAAUAAUAAGCCUCAGUUAGAUGGUUCAGGUUCUCCUGGAUUGAGUUACCUCUUGCACAAGUGUGCAAACAUCAAUGCCGUGUGGGCAGCGCUUAUAAUUGAAGAAUGCACUAGGCUUGGUUUGACAUACUUCUGUAUAGCACCUGGUUCAAGAUCAUCUCCACUUGCAGUUGCUGCCUCCACUCAUCCUCUCACAACUUGUAUUUCAUGUUAUGAUGAGCGCUCGCUUGCGUUUCAUGCUGUGGGCUAUGCAAGAGGUUCUCAAAGGCCUGCUGUAGUCAUAACAUCUUCAGGAACUGCUGUCUCGAAUCUCCUUCCAGCUGUUGUGGAAGCUAGUCAGGAUUUCGUUCCUCUGUUGUUACUCACAGCUGAUCGGCCUCCAGAGAUGCUGGAUACUGGAGCAAACCAAACAAUCAAUCAGGUCAAUCAUUUUGGCUCAUUCGUGAGAUACUUCUUCAGUCUUCCUCCACCCAGUGAUAACAUUCCGGCGAGGAUGGUACUCACGACAGUUGACUCCGCCGUGUAUAGAGCAACACAAACACCAUCCGGCCCUGCACAUAUUAACUGCUCUUUUAGAGAACCAUUGGAAGAUUCUCCAAGGGAGUGGACAUCGAGCUGUUUGAAAGGACUAGAUUUGUGGAUGUCAAAGAUAGAACCAUUCACUAAAUACACCAGACUGGAACAUUUUUAUGCAUCUAAUGAUGUUCAUGAACAAGUUGCAGAGGCUCUGGAAAUGAUUCAACAUGCUAAUCGGGGGCUUUUAGUUCUUGGUGCUAUCCACACAGACGAUGAAAUAUGGGCAGCUGUUCUCUUGGCUAGGCACCUCUUCUGGCCAGUUGUAGCUGAUAUCUUGUCAGGUCUGCGGUUGCGAAAAGUUUUAAAUUUGUUUCCUGAAAUUGAAAAGAAUUUUCUAUUCGUGGAUCAUUUGGAUCAUGCAAUGCUCUCAGAAUCAGUUAGGAGUUGGACAAAGCCAGAUGUGAUUGUUCAGCUUGGUAGCAGGAUAACAAGCAAGCGCAUUACUCAAAUUCUGGAGCGUUGCUCUCCCUGUUCAUAUAUCAUGGUUGACAAGCAUCCUUACCGCCAUGAUCCUUCUCACAUUCUUACUCACCGGCUUCAGAGUACCAUAUCUGAAUUUGCUGCUUAUUUGCUUAAAGUCAAUUUCCCCAGAAAUAACAGCAGAUGGCACACUUUCCUGCAAGCAUUGGAUAUGAUGGUUGCACGGGAGAUAUCGUUUCAAAUUCAUUCUGAUGGUUCAUUGACCGAACCACAUGUUGCACAAGUAAUUUCUGAAGCACUUAGCUGUGAUGCUGCUUUAUUUAUUGGAAAUAGCAUGGCCAUACGUGAUGCAGAUAUGUAUGGACGGGGUUGGGUGAACUCUACUACUGAUAUUUCAUCUACAAUGUCAAACUGGGGUCUACCUUUCUGCGGUAUACGAGUGGCCGGUAACAGAGGGGCCAGUGGUAUCGAUGGCUUGCUAAGUACUGCUGUUGGCUUUGCAGUAGGAUCCAACAAGCGAGUACUUUGUGUUAUUGGAGACGUAUCCUUCCUUCAUGAUACAAAUGGACUCGCAAUUCUCAGACAGAGGAUGCGGAGGAAACCUAUGACAAUAGUAGUAACAAAUAACCACGGAGGUGCAAUUUUCAGUCUUCUUCCAAUUGCAGAGAGAACGGAUUCAAGUAUACUACAGAAGUACUUCUACACAUCCCAUGAUGUCUCAAUUGGCAAGUUGUGCGAGGCACAUAGUGUGAAGCAUUUACAUGUGCGGACAAAAGAGGAACUUCAACAUGCUUUGUGGACAUCUCAACAUUCACAGACUGACUACAUUAUAGAAGUUGAAAGUAGCAUUGAGAAGAAUGCUACUUUCCACAGCUUGUUAACUAAAUCUGCUCGUCAAGCAGCAGAUCAUGCAUUAAGCACCCUUUCGGCGCUUUCGAUUUCAGAUCAUGUUUCCAGUGGUUCAUUUCUGUGCAAGAUCCACAGAAUGGAAUUUUCAUCUUAUAGAAUUCAACUAUGUGCACCGCUUACUUCGACUCCCAGAAAUAGUGGCUGUGACAGCUUUUAUAGAGAUGGUUUCAUUUUAACCUUAUCCCUCGAAGAUGGAAGUGUAGGAUUCGGCGAGAUUGCCCCUAUCGAAAUCCACAAAGAGGACUUAGUAGAUGUUGAAGAGCAACUGAGAUUUCUUAUUCAUACUAUCAAAGGAGCUGAGAUAAGUUAUCAACUACCUCUACUCAAGGGAUCCUUCACUUCUUGGAUAUGGAGAAGCUUAGGGAUCCAGCCCUCUUCUAUCUUUCCAAGUGUAAGAUGUGGUCUAGAGAUGGCCAUUCUUAAUGCAUUAGCAGCAAGACAAGGCACGAGUCUUUUAGGGGUAAUUCUUGGCAGUGCAAGUUCAUCACUAGUGACUCAGUCAAUUGAAGAAGAUGAAAUGAUUAAAAGAUCGUCAAGAGUGCAAAUUUGUGCCCUUGUAGAUUCUAGUGGAACUCCUGAGGAGGUAGCUCAUGUUGUGGCGCAACUGGUUGAUGAAGGAUUCACCACGAUAAAACUGAAGGUUGCCCGUCGAGCAAAUCCUGUUGAAGAUGCUGCUGUUGUUCAUGAAAUUAGACAGAAAGUUGGGCACCUCAUAAAACUUCGUGUUGAUGCCAAUCGUAAUUGGACAUUUGAAGAAGCUGUUCUGUUUGGGUCCCGUGUAAAAUGCUAUGAUCUUCAAUACAUUGAGGAACCUGUGCAUUCUGAAGAUGAUAUCAUAAAGUUCUGUGAAGAAACUGGUUUACCUGUGGCAUUAGAUGAAACUAUUGACCAUAUUCAAGGAGAUCCUCUCAAUAAGCUUAUGGCAUUUGUACACCCAGGAAUAGUUGCUGUUGUUAUUAAACCAAGUGUUGUUGGGGGGUUUGAAAAUGCAGCAGUGAUUGCAAAAUGGGCACAACAACAUGAAAAGAUGGCUGUUAUCAGUGCUGCAUAUGAAAGUAGCCUAAGUUUGGCAUCAUAUGUUCAGUUUGCAUGCUAUCUUGAGCAGCAAAACAUGGAGAUCUGCAAGAUGAAGAAUAAGGAAUUGCGCCCAACUAUAGCCCAUGGCCUUGGAACAUAUCGAUGGCUUAAGGAAGAUGUAACCACUGAGCCGCUUAAGAUUGGUGUUCAUCCACAUGGUGACACGGUAGAAGCAUUUGCAAAAGAUGCAGCUCUGUUCCUCCAGAAUUUCCAAAUCAACCAUGAUAUCGUGCAGAAAAGUUACAGCAAAGAACAAGUUUGGACAUACCAAUGGACAGUCGAUUGUGAGGAUUUCUCUUGUUCCCUUCAAGUGCGGGAUGUGGGAAGGAACAGCAUCACAGACAAGACAGUUAUCUUUCUCCAUGGCUUUCUUGGAACUGGUGAAGACUGGGUUCCCAUCAUGAAGUCCCUUUCGGCAAACACACGAUGCAUUUCAAUCGAUCUUCCUGGCCAUGGAAAAUCACAUAUUCAAAGGCAUGCUGAUAUAGAGGCAAAACAAGAAUUGAUCUCAAUUGAAUUAGUUGCAGACAUGUUGAGUAAGCUGAUCCAUGAUAUUAACCCUGGAAAGGUUGUCCUCGUCGGAUAUUCACUAGGGGCAAGGAUUGCAUUAUACAUGGCCCUGAGAUGCAAUGAGAAGAUUGAUGGAGCUGUUAUAAUAUCCGGAAGUCCUGGAUUAAAGGAUGAAGCACAACGAAACAUGCGUGCUGCUCAAGAUGACUCAAGGGCUCACCACCUCAUUACUCAUGGGUUGUUGUGCUUUCUAGACACAUGGUAUAGAGGAGAACUAUGGAAUAGCCUACUACAACAUCCACACUUUGAACGAAUAGUUGGCAGCCGCAUACAGCAUGAUGAUGUUCUCUCUCUCGCAAAGUCUCUGUCUGGAUUAAGCCCUGGGAGGCAGCCGUCCUUGUGGGAUGACUUGAAAAAGUUCAAGAAGCCCUUUCUCUUCAUUUUUGGAGAAAAUGACAGAAAGUUCAAGGAAAUCGCUCAGCAAAUGUGUUCUGAAAUCUGUCUUGAGUCAGAAACUGAAGGUAACCAAGACGAAAGGACUUACGAAAUGAUUCAGAUCCCUGACUGCGGCCACGCUGUCCAUUUGGAGAACCCCCUCCCUAUGAUCAAUGCCAUAAGGAAAUUCUUGUACAAACUGGCAUAAAGAAUGAUCUGCAGGUCCAUCUCAAACCCAAUUCCCAUGAAUCUGCAGUUUACUGUGGGGCCCAUGAUGCAUCCUCGAAGAAGUUGAUUUGGACAGGAUAGAAGCUUGAAAGGAUUUCAGCUAGGCUUCUCACUGUCCACACUGGUGGGACCCACAAUCACUGUUCUUUGGAAUAAUUGAGGUACCAUUAAAAGUGUUUUGCUGUUGCGCUUGCAUGGAUAUUGUGAUGGCUUGCCUGCUACGUAGGGGUUAUGUUUGUUGUAAUGACUGAUGAUGAAAAGGUGUUUGUAAUUUUUGAUGACUCGUUGGGGCAUGAGGCUGCAGUCACCAUUUUUACUGUUGUACUUUUUUUUAAAAAAAAUGUUUGUAUGUUCUUGUUGUACUGACAUCGAUAUAAUCUAUAUUCUCGUCUUCCAAUAUACACAUGUAACAUCUGCUUCGCAGAAACCAUGUGAGCACUAAUGAAAUAUUUCAGAGGUUCUAUAUG